AUGCCCUUAUCAUUAACAUCACAACAGCACAAGUCGGCAAGGAACCUAGUGAUCAGGCUUAUACGGCAUUAUGGCUCCGAGAAGACCGUUCGGAAGGGCUAUCGGCCUGCGUCACUUAUCCAGGCUGCUCUCGAGCACGUUAAAUCGCCGGAUACCUUUGUGACUUUCUUCCUCUCGUAUAUCCAUAAGGACCUGCUUGAUGAUGAAGGACAUGCCUUCGAUUCUGAUAUUACUCACGCCUUGGAAUUCUUCGAAGGAUUUUCUUCAUGGGAGCCAGAACAAAUAAACAAGCUUCACGAGAGCCUAGAAAUGUUUGCUGAGUAUAUCGUUGAAAAUUUUCUCCUUCCCCUUAGAGUAUCAUCAGUCAAGACAUCACAGCCAACGCCCAUAUCGUUAUCAUCGCUACAGAACUCAACACAGAUCGGAACGUGGCAGCAGACUUGUCUUCUACGCGACCGCCACCGCUGUGUAGUGUCUCGCAAAUUCGAUAGAGCAGCAGCCAGAAAGCGUUUCGAGGAGAAUGCGGAAUUUUGUGCUGAUGAUGACGGGAACCUAUUGAAGGAUGAGUCUAGCGAUCAAUUUCAAUACUUGGAGGUUGCCCAAAUUUUCCCUUAUUGUCUGACGACGGUAGCUUCUGGUGAAACCGAUUUGAGCGAUUCAAAGAAAAGUGCUCUUCGGAUCUUGGACAUAUUCGAUCCCGGAAUAAUCCAUCUUAUUGACGGUCCUAUGAACGCCCUCACUCUAACGCUAGACUACCACCGGCUAUUCGGCGAAUUCAAGAUCUAUUUCGAACAUACUGGCAUACAACAUCAGUACAGGAUUGACUCUACAGAACGCAGUCCUUUCUUACGUGAUCCCUUGUUUCCCGUCACCCGAUCGCUUACCCUAAGUCUCCAUCACACGGUAGAUCCGCCAUCCCCCCGGCUUCUCAAUGUCCACCGCGCCAUUGCACUUAUUAUGAAACUUAGCGGCGUCAGCGAAUAUAUCGAGCAGGUUCUUCGUGAUAUGGAGGAACUGGAUGUCAGAGAAGAUGGAUCGACACAUUUGGGAUAUCUUACAGGCCUGCGACUUGACGGGUGGUUAGAUACCUAG
Molecule: messenger RNA, 1092 nt
Organism: Penicillium roqueforti
Lineage: Eukaryota; Fungi; Ascomycota; Eurotiomycetes; Eurotiales; Aspergillaceae
Exons: 3
Coding region: 1-1092 (363 amino acids)
Source: RefSeq, a predicted model, not a curated record